AACGUUUGUUUGCGUCCUCUACAGUUCAUUCCGUUGUUGCAGCUGCUCGUCUUGCAACUUGAUGUGUAACGUUAAGUUGGUUUAGCGAUUAACUUUUGGGAACUUUGUGAUCGCGGUGGCAAGAUCUUGGUGUUGCUUAGAAGUCGAGCAUUCAUGGUUUACCAAUGCAGUUAAUUCAGGAGUUUUAAUUUGAGUGUUAUGUGCCUUUAUCUCACUUAUGGUCGUGUCGUGUUUUUGUUUGAUUGCUAUCGCAUCGAGUUUCUGAAUAAAAAACUAAACUUAGAUUCUUCAGAGUUUACUUCUGUCCGUCGUAAAGGUGAAACUGAAAGAUGUCUUCUAAGAUUCUUCUGACUAAUCUACGAACUACCGCGAGCUUCUACAAAACACUGCAUUUUCUGCAGAGACCAUGGACUCCUUUCGUAGCUUCUCAACAAAGCUGUGCCAUUCAUGUGGAUAACCCACCCAGCACCCCAACCCUGACAACCAGUUAUGUCCAUGGCAUCUCCUCCCAUCCGCUGCUCUCUAUUACUGUGGACCAGUGUCUUCGAGCCUCAGCGGAGCGCUACCCUGACCGGGAAGCUUUGGUUUUUGUGCAGGAUGGGAUACGCAAGACUUUUGCUCAGUUCUACCAAGACGUGGAACAGACUGCUGCAGGUCUACUGGCUGUCGGGCUGAAAAGGGGUGAUCGCUUAGGGAUGUGGGGACCGAACAUCUAUGAAUGGAUACUGAUGCAGUUUGCCACAGCUAAAGCAGGGAUCAUUUUGGUUUCAGUGAACCCGGCUUAUCAACUGCAAGAGGUAGAAUUUGCACUCAGAAAGGUACAGUGCAGUGCAAUAGUUUGUCCGACUCAAUUCAAGACCCAAAAGUACUGUGACAUGUUAAGGCAGCUUUGUCCAGAGAUGGAGACCGCUUCACCUGGAGGAAUCAAGAGUUCAAGACUACCAGACCUACACACUGUGAUCGUGACUGACAGUCAGGAGCCAGGAACUUUCCACUUAAAAGAUCUGAUGCAGGCAGGAAGCAGCCAACAUCAUCAACAACUACAAGACCUGCAGAAGAAACUUGUUUGUGAUGACCCCAUAAACAUUCAGUUUACAUCGGGAACAACUGGAAAGCCCAAAGGAGCCACUCUGUCUCAUCACAACAUUGUGAACAAUGCUUAUUUCCUCGGCAUGCGCAUAGGCUUCAACUGGAGGAAAAACGUGCGAAUUUGCUUGCCGGUGCCCCUGUAUCAUUGUUUUGGAUCAGUGGGUGGUGGUAUGAUCAUGGCUGUUCAUGGUACCACAUUGGUUUUCCCAUCUACUGGUUAUGAUGGACAUGCCAACCUGCUGGCGAUAGAGAAAGAGAAGUGCACGUUUGUCUACGGCACCCCUACUAUGUUUAUUGACAUGCUGAGUCAGCCUGACCUGGCCCAGAUUGAUUUGUCAUCAGUUGAGGGUGGCGUUGCUGCUGGUUCACCUUGUCCUCCUGAAGUCAUCCGUAAGGUCAUCAAUAUCAUGGGUGUUAAGGAAAUGGUGAUUGCGUACGGCACAACCGAAAACAGCCCUGUGACAUUCAGCGGCUUUCCAGUUGACAGCAUGGAGCGAAAGACAGAAACUGUUGGAUGUAUAUGCCCCCAUACUGAGGCAAAAGUAGUGAACCCUACUACAGGACAGAUCGUGCCUCUGGGCGCUCAGGGCGAGCUGAUGAUCAGGGGAUACUGCGUGAUGCUGGAAUACUGGAAAGAUGAUGAAAAGACCAACGAGUGCAUCUCAAAAGAUCGCUGGUACAAGACUGGUGAUAUUGCCACUUUGGACAAGUACGGCUACUGCAAAAUGGAAGGACGCAUCAAGGACAUGAUCAUCCGAGGAGGAGAGAACGUCUACCCUGCUGAAAUCGAACAGUUUCUGCAUACACAUCCUAAAGUUCAGGAAGCACAGGUGGUUGGAGUGAAGGAUGAGAGAAUGGGAGAGGAAGUUUGUGCUUGUAUUAGACUCAAGCCUGGUCAGGAAUGCACUGCAGAAGAGCUCAAGGCCUACUGCAAAGGAAAGAUUGCCCAUUACAAGGUGCCACGCUAUGUAACGUUUGUUCAGGGAUAUCCUUUGACUGUCACAGGCAAGAUCCAGAAGCACAAACUGCGUGAGCAGACAGAAAAACAGCUUGGACUCUGAUUGCAAAAGCACCUGUGGUAUUUUUUU
Molecule: messenger RNA, 2177 nt
Organism: Rhinichthys klamathensis goyatoka
Lineage: Eukaryota; Metazoa; Chordata; Actinopteri; Cypriniformes; Leuciscidae
Gene: acsf2
Product: acyl-CoA synthetase family member 2
Exons: 16
Coding region: 330-2150 (606 amino acids)
Biological process (GO): fatty acid metabolic process
Molecular function (GO): medium-chain fatty acid-CoA ligase activity
Source: RefSeq, a predicted model, not a curated record